Elgaria multicarinata webbii is the source of this 4836-nucleotide messenger RNA. RefSeq names its product calcium-activated chloride channel regulator 1-like. Bases 88 to 2784 code for a protein of 898 amino acids. Gene Ontology annotation, molecular function: intracellularly calcium-gated chloride channel activity. Lineage: Eukaryota; Metazoa; Chordata; Lepidosauria; Squamata; Anguidae. The record is from RefSeq and is a predicted model, not a curated record. Gene Ontology annotation, biological process: chloride transport. The transcript has 14 exons. Gene Ontology annotation, cellular component: plasma membrane.
UUUCUGGGCAUAUAAAAGCACUUGCAUAAAUAGCCUGCUGUGCCAUUAUUUCUCUCAGCCAGUUUGGUAUAAGUGGCACAAGCAAAGAUGGCUUUUAAUCGAUGGCUACUUUUAAUGGUGUUGGUGAUACUACAUGGGGUGACAAGUACUAUGAUAAAGCUCAACAAUGGUGGAUUUGAAGAUAUUGUUGUUGCGAUUAACCCUGCCGUACCUGAAAACGACAAAAUCAUUGACAACCUAGAGAGUAUGGUGAAAGAGGCUUCUGCUUAUCUCUUCAGUGCCACAAAGCAAAGGUUUUAUCUCAAGACUGUAAAAGUUAUAAUUCCUUUAACAUGGGCAUCCAAAUCUGAAUAUCAAAGAGUAACCACAGAAUCCUAUGAAAAGGCCGAUGUCAUAGUUGCAGAGCCUUAUCUGAAAUACGGAGAUGAUCCCUAUGUCUUGCAGUAUGGAGCGUGUGGAGAAAAGGGACGAUACAUUCAUUUUACACCUAACUUCCUGACAAAAGACAAUUUGUUUCAAGUUUAUGGACCACGAGGCAGAGUCUUUGUCCAUGAGUGGGCUCAUCUCAGAUGGGGGGUCUUUGAUGAAUAUAACAGCGAUGCACCUUUUUAUAAUGUUGGAAAUAACAACGCUGAAGCCACAAGAUGCUCUGCUGACAUCACUGGUAGAUAUAUAUUCCGAACUAGCACAGGAAAAUACAGACCAUGCAGAUUUGAAGGACAAACCAAGGAGUAUGAGGCUGGAUGCCAAUUUGUUCCAAACAGAAAGCAAAGUGCUCCAGUGUCUAUAAUGUACAUGCAAAAUCUCCCUUCAGUUACUCAGUUCUGUGACAAAAAUAACCACAAUAUUUAUGCAACAAAUAUGCAGAACAAAAAAUGCAACUACAGAAGCACAUGGGAAGUCAUUAUGAACUCUACUGACUAUGUUAAUUCAUCUCCACUAAGUGCUCCUCCACCAGAACCCGUUUUCUCCUUCCUGCAAACCCAGGCUAGAGUUGUAUGUCUAGUACUUGAUGUUUCUGGAAGUAUGGGUGGGCAUAAUCGCAUUGCUCGGCUGAAGCAAGCUGCAGAACUAUUCCUCCUGCAGGUUAUUGAAACUGGUUCCUGGGUUGGAGUCGUCACAUUCAAUAAUGCAGCAAUAACUAAGACGGCUUUACAACAGAUCAACAGUGACGUUGAGCGCCAAACCCUUUCAGGCUAUCUGCCCACUAUAGCCGAUGGAGGAACUAACAUAUGUGCUGGAAUACAUCAAGGAUUUCAGGUGUUUAGGCAAAAGUAUUCAAGUACUAAAGGCUGCGAGAUCGUGCUCUUGACAGAUGGAGAAGAUUCAAGUGUAGGCUCUUGCUUUGGUGAGGUUAAAAGUAGUGGGUCUAUCAUUCACACCAUUGCUUUGGGGCCAAGUGCUGCAAAAGAACUAGAAGAGUUGUCAGACAUGACAGGAGGUUUGAAACUAUUAGCCAGUGAUAAUUUGGAUUCCAACAGCCUCAUAGAUGCUUUCAGUGGAAUUUUAUCAGGAAGUGGAGAUAUCAUUCAACAAUCUAUUCAGCUCGAAAGUAAAGGGGAAACCAUCAACCCAAACCAAAGGCUGGAUGGUACUGUAACUAUUGACAGCACUGUGGGAAAUGACACUUUCUUUGUAGUUACAUGGAAUGUGAACACAUAUCCACCUAACAUUCAACUGACAGAUCCCAAUGGAAAAAUUUACAGUCAAACACACUUCGCAAUUGAUAAGACAAAUCAACAAACAGCUCGACUCAAGAUUGAUGGAACUGCAGAGGCAGGAGAUUGGACUUAUUCAAUUCUCAAUACAUACUCAGCAGCUCAAGUCCUGUCAGUGACGGUCACCACCCGAGCAGCAUCUGCAAAUGUGCCUCCAGUGACUGUGAAAACCUAUAUGAAUACAGAUGCCAAUAUCUUUCCUAGUCCAAUUGUCAUUUAUGCAGAAGUCAGCCAAGGGUUUUUGCCUGUUACGGGUGCAAAUGUCACAGCCACCAUUGAAUCAGUGUCUGGAAAAUCUAUAGAGCUACAGCUUCUUGAUGAUGGUUCAGGUGCUGAUAUUCUGAAGAAUGAUGGAAUCUAUUCUAGAUACUUCAUAUCUUUUGAAGCAAACGGUAGAUACAACACAAAAGUGCGUGUCCAAGGAAAAGACGAAACUGUCAGACGAGUCCGCAGACAGAACCAAGUUCUUUAUGUACCUGGUUAUAUAGAGGAUGGUGAAAUAAAGAUGAAUCCACCAAGACCUGAACAUAGUGAGGAUGACAUCAAAGCAAAGCUAGGAAAAUUCAGCAGAACUGCACCAGGAGGUUCUUUUGUAAUGUCAGGAGUUCCUCCUGGAGAUCCCCGGGAUGUUUUCCCACCCUGUAAAAUCACUGACCUUGAGAUAGAGCUCAAGAGUGAGGAAUUCCUUUUGUCAUGGACAGCUCCUGGGAAUGACUAUGAUACAGGCAAAGCUGAAAGAUAUGAAUUAAAAAGGAGUGACAAUCCCUUGGAUUUAAGAGAUGCUACCUUCCAUAAUGCCCUUUCUGUGAACACUUCUGGUCUGACAACUGAACCUGCUGGGGUGAAACAAUUAUUUCAGUAUAAGCCAGAAAAUUUCACCGGAGAAAAAGGCACCACAAUCUUCUUUGCAAUGCGUGCCAUCGAUGACAGCAACAAUGUUGGAGAAGCAUCUAAUAUAGCAAAAGUAGUUGUGCUUACUCCUGAUAAUGGAAACACUAACACUAUGUUCAACAGUGUUACCAUAAUUCUGCUCACAGUAUGUGCUGCUGUAAUUGUACUAUUGUAAAUAUAAGUUUGUGUUUUAUGUAACCUGCAUGGUUACAAAACUACCCUUUGUGUUCUUAGGACUGAAAUUGUCUUUCGAAGUUUGGGGCAAGAAAACCCAAAGUGCCUUCCUUUUUAGGGCUGGAAGAAGGUCCUUAGCAGAAUGGCUUAAACCCCUCAGCUGGACAGACUAGGGUGUAUCAUGAGGUUCAUCCUGACUGCUGAUGGCCCAUCAGUAAUUAUUUGGAGGGGGGAGAACCCUUGUAAAAAAGGGGUCCGUUAGGCAGGAAAAUUGUCGCCUUUCCAGUUCUGUAACUUGUGUUCAGCUUUUCCCUAUCACAUACUUUAAAAUAAAUAACCAACAAAUCAAAAAUUGUGGCUUGCAGCAGCUUAUCAUAACGCACAACUCAGUAAUUUCCAUGGUAUUUCUAAUUUCUUGGAUAUGAGAUUCUGAUCCAGUGUUCCACAUAGGUUUGAUAUUGUGACUAAAUUGCCCUUACUGAAGCCCAGUUCAGGCAUUCUCCUCACAUAUAAGCUCUUACAUGGGGGAAGACAAAGCAGUGAUGAGUAUGGUAACUCCAUGCACUUCCUUGUCUUGCUGUCCUCUUCUUGUGGGGAGCAAUUGCAGAGGAGAGCUGCUUCUAUCUGUGGAGAUCCCCCGAGGUUUUAAAACUCUGAGAGCCUCCACAGACAGGGGGAGCUGUUGUCUGCAGACAUCCGCACUACACAUCUGAAGGAUGAUGAGAAAGGCGAUGGAGGGGGAAGAACUAACGCACUUGUUCUCACUCCGACUCUUCGUGUGUAGAGCAUACUUCUGAGGAGAAUGGAUGGAUAGGAUUUGUAUCCAAUUUUUACACCUUAGUCUUUCUCAGAUUGGAAAGGCUAAAUAAUCAAUGAGAAAGGUUGAAAUUCAGUGUGACUGCUAAAUGCCUAUGAAUUAUUGUAUAUAAAAUAACCUGUACUGUCAAUUUAGUCAUAAUGCAAAAUUAUCUUGGUCAAGAGUCUCCACACUUUUUCAGUUGGUAAGCCCAUUUGGAAUUUUGAGAGAGUGUUCUGAGUGCUUUCCCAAAAUGGCUGCCCUGGUGUGCCUUGCCCAGUCAUAAUAAAGCUGGCAUGGUGGGCAAAGCACAUCACAAACACUCCUUUCCCACAAACCAAAAUGGCGAGAGUAAAAUAAAUAAAUAAAUAAAUAAAUAAAUAAAUAAAUAACUUGGCCUAGUACCUAAGUGAAAAGCAGAGGUGCUUGUCUGAGCUCCAAAGCACAACAACAUUUUUGAAUCCAAAUAAAGAUGGCGCUGGAGAGAAGCACUUUGCUUGGCAGUAUGCCAGCCUCUCAGUUUUUUCUUUUUAAAAAAACUUUAAAUAAAAAUCAGGAGGAGCAGGGAACCUGGUGGGCACAGCGGAGCUCCACCCAUGUCAAAGAACCCAGGUCUAGGUGCUCAGGUCACCACAGUCAAAAUUGCUUUGUAAAAGGGCUGGUGAGUGAAAACAAAUCCAGACAUAUUUUUUUCUCAUUUGUUUGUUCUGCACAUGUCUGUGGACCAAACUAAGUGUGAUAGCAUCAAACCCAUAUGUUUAAACCUGGGUCUGCCUUAAUCAUGUAUAAAGUAAGGAGUGUGAUCCAAUUUUUAGAGCAAAAUGGGAAUGUGAGUGAGGGUGCGAAAUCCUCCCCCCAGUCUAUCACUACCCCACAAUCUGUCCAUUCGGGCAAUUUUUCCUUUGCCAGGUACUAUCUUGAGUGAACUCAGGUGGGGAAAAAUAUUUCAGAGAGACAUUACAGGAAUAGAUUUGGAAUUGAACAUAUAAUUCUGACACUGACACAUCCAGUUUGUCCCUUAGUGUUAAAUCUCAGGAAGACUUUCAAAGAUCCACAUGGCAUUGACUCCUUUGACAAUAGAAAUCAUUUACGUCAAUCACUUACAUCAAGGCUUUACAAAUGGGUGGAUACUUUUAAAGAAAGGGGUUCUAAUGACAGGAAAUUAUUGGUUCCCUUUGUAGACUCUGUAUGUUCAGUUCUUACAGAUUUUAAAACUGCAUAAAUGAAAUUAAUUCUAACCCUUUUGUGUUGAUUUAC